Arabis nemorensis is the source of this 537-nucleotide messenger RNA. The record is from the annotation of a GenBank genome assembly. Lineage: Eukaryota; Viridiplantae; Streptophyta; Magnoliopsida; Brassicales; Brassicaceae.
AUGGCGUUAGCGAAUAACUUAACGGCGAUACUGAACUUACUAGCGUUACUCUGUUCGAUACCAAUAACGGCGUCAGGGAUAUGGCUUGCUUCAAAACCAGACAACGAGUGUGUUAAUCUCCUCCGUUGGCCCGUCGUUGUCCUCGGCGUUCUCAUCCUCGUUGUCUCCGCCUGCGGUUUCAUCGGCGCUUACCAGUACAAGGAGACAUUACUGGCUGUAUAUUUAUGUUGUAUGGCGAUACUGAUCGGACUUUUACUGGUGGUUCUGAUAUUUGCUUUCGUCGUAACUCGACCGGACGGAUCGUAUCCGAUACCGGGUCGAGGUUACAAAGAGUAUAGACUCGAAGGUUUCUCGAGUUGGUUAAGAGAAAACGUUGUUGAUUCGAAGAAUUGGGGGAAGAUAAGAGCUUGUUUAGCUGAUACAAACGUUUGUCCUAAACUCACUCAACAAUUCAUCACUGCUGAUCAGUUCUUCUCUUCUUCUUCCAUCACUCCUCUCCAGGCAUGUGGGCAUUUGCACAUACUCUCCACAAAGUAA